CACGAACCUCUUCACGACACGACCCAGUAACCCAUCUACUAACCCGGACGACAGCCAAAAUGAAGUUCCUCAAGGUCGGACGCGUUGUCAUCAUCACCCGGGGCCGCUAUGCCGGCAAGAAGUGCGUGAUCAUCUCACCACUUGACAACGGCACCAAGUCGCAUCCCUUCCCCCACGCUCUCGUUGCCGGUAUCGAGACCUACCCCUCCAAGGUCACCCGCCGCAUGUCAAAGAACAAGCAGGCCAAGAAGAGCAAGGUCAAGCCUUUCGUCAAGCAGGUCAACUACACUCACAUCAUGCCUACCCGCUACACCAUUGAGCUCGAGAACCUGAAGGGCGUCAUCUCCGCCGACACAUUCAAGGAGGUUUCGCAACGGGAGGAGGCCAAGAAGACGGUGAAGAAGGCAUUCGAGGAGCGAUACCAGUCCGGAAAGAACCGAUGGUUCUUCACUCCCUUACAGUUCUAAGCUUUCCUUUGGUUACGGCUGGGCGCAGAUGGGCAUGAUUUGACACGGAAGAUCCUGCAUGAGCAUGUCGGUGGAUAUCAUAGGGCGGACAGGACCUCCAACCCGGCCUGUCAUCCAGGCGUGUAUUUCGGCUUGAUAAUCAAAGCAUGAAAAAUCCGGCAUUCGGCUCAAUCCACGACCUUCAUGAAAUGCACAUGAUUUUCACGUUGGCUUUCGUGCACACCACCGGGUGACGAGUGUGAUUGGCAUGUGAUAUUAACAGGACCCAGCGCUGCGUUCAUCCAUCGUCGAUUGAGCUGGUAACGCGAACCGCUGAAUUAUCCUAGCAGGCAGGAUUACUAACUGGACCGAGUCGCCUGAUGGACCACCCUGGCACAGAAGUCGUUAAUCUUACUUUUGACGGACGAUCGGUUGCGCAUAUAUUAGCAUGGACGGUAUAGCGUGAGAAAUUGUUACGCCGACGACAUGACAUGAUGUAGAGCAAUGUAAUAGUUUGCACGGGAUAUCAUUGUCAUUACUCAGUCUAAAACUAACCACCCAUGCCGUCGGCAUGAUGAAGUAUGCCCAGGCAGGGCACAAGAAAACUCCCCAUUAACCUCGCUUUCACUUUUCCGAUGACACGAGCCUAUACGGCUCCGUAGUCUCUCGUAGUACAAGUCUAGGCAGCAUACAGUCUAGACGGUCUAGCACGACUUCAACGGCGCAUGGCUGCGCAUCCACACCAUCAUAGAUCCUUACCCAGUACGCCACCCUACUGGUUGAUCUCAUCGACCUUCUUCUUCGUCUCCUCCUUGCCCUUGUUUAGGUAGCCCAGCACAACGUCGCAGGCAUCGCUGAUCAUCCUCAGCUCAAAGCUGACGGCCGCAACACCCAUCUUCACGACGCCGUUGUUGUAGUGCGUCUUGUUGUACUCGUCUUGCCAUGCGCCCUGUACAUAUGACACGGGCGAGAAGGCGUACUCCUUGAGUUUCGACGUAUCUUCCUUGACGAUGGGGAGGUGCGUCUCGAGUGUUGAGAGGCCGCUGUCGCCGAGCUGGUCUGCGCGCUCGAGGUAGGGCGAGAGGUAGGAGUAGGGUGUGCGCAGAUAUGGGUGAAGGGGUGCAACGACGUUGUUGUAGGUGUUGCUGGCGAGAGUCAGGGCACGGGAGCCGUAGGGGUUGGACUUGAACGUCUCGACGCCAUCAUGGAUGGCUGGG
Molecule: messenger RNA, 1663 nt
Organism: Pyrenophora tritici-repentis Pt-1C-BFP
Lineage: Eukaryota; Fungi; Ascomycota; Dothideomycetes; Pleosporales; Pleosporaceae
Product: 60S ribosomal protein eL27
Biological process (GO): translation
Cellular component (GO): ribosome; cytosolic large ribosomal subunit
Molecular function (GO): structural constituent of ribosome
Source: RefSeq, a predicted model, not a curated record